CGUCCGGGAACGUAACCGUCGUGAAGCCAAAACUACAUUGUCGUUCAGACGUAUUCUCACGUUUAUACCGUUAUAAACUACCUUUUAGAAUACAACUGGAGAAAAUAUAGAGAGGAAAAAUAACACGGAACAAUGUUAAAAAAUAGCGAGCGAGUGUUACGACUUCCGUGCGUACUUUACGUUACGACUUCCGGGCCCACUUUACGUUAGCUAACGUAACGUAAUGUUAGAGGCUUCGCUUCAGCUACUAAACCGUUGAGGGGCAAAAACUUUUGAAGAGGUCAUUUUUUUCCGGAAGUCUCCUCCAAAAUGGACGUCAGCAUCGCCGUGACGCUGAUCCGGGGCCAGAUGGGCGCCGUGGUGGAGCGGGCCGUGAACGGCGCCGUGGAGACCGUGCUGGCCGAGAUGCUCAAAGUGGUCGGAGUCAAAUUCGAGGAGGUGAAGUCCCAAGUGGCGCUGAUGAAGAGGGACCUCACCACGCUGCAGAGGGAGAAGGUCCAACGGGAGAAGGAGAACGACAACAUCCGAGCCAAGCUGCGCUACACCGAGCUGAAGCUGAAGUACUACAGGCAAGGGGUGGAGGAGGAGCUGCAGCAGAGGGCCUCCGCCUCCGGCCUGGUCCGCAUCCACCCGUCCUCCUUCCUGCAAGCACAGAGGGACGGUGCAGGCGUUUCCUCCACCGAGGCCUCGACAUCAUGCUCCACACAGACCAGGACUUCAAGCAACCCAGAAUGCACCUCUACGCACAGCACGGGCAGGCCUUCAAUCAGAGCGCGUGGUAGUUCAGACGUGGGCGUGGCCAGCUUCGACACGGCCGACUUUCUGCUGACGGUCUCGGGCUCCAUGAACACGUCAACAGAAUCUCUGGACAGCAGUGCAGUUUCGUUCUGCCCCGCAGAGCGAGACCCGGCUCAGAGCAAAGACCAGCAGGACGGCUGCGAGUGGAGCGUCACUCUGCCGCCGCACGCGGGAGGCGUGGCCUCGACCCUCCCCCCGGACCCGGGGCGGCAGUCGGCCGGCGGCGGCUCGCUGUCCCCGGACGUCUCCACCCAGGCCGACAGCUCCACUCUGCUCUCCUCUGCUCCACAGGUGAAGCAGGAGCCCCAGGAGGAGGAGGUGAUCUGUAUCAAGGAGGAGCCGGAGGAGGUGCAGGCGGUGAUGUCCACCCUUCUGCUGGACUGCCAGAUGCAGCAGGGUUAUCUCCCCGAGUCGGAGGCUCAGCGGGCGGUGACGGAGUGUUUAGGACUUCCAGCAGUCCAGAGGAAUCACACCGCCGGCUUCAGCUACCUGAUGCCUCAGCCCGCGUCCUCCCUGCAGUCCGCGGUGCCGCUGCCCUCCGGCCUGCCGCCCCGCGCGGCGCUGCGUCCCUGGACCAAAGACCUCAGUCUGUACGAGGAGUUCAAGCUGCGCAGGAACGAGCUGCGGAGGCGGAGCAUCAACCGGCGCCGGGAGCUGGAGAAGGCGCUGCCGCAGCCGCUGCUGGCGGACCUGGUGCGCGAGCGUCGAGAGAAGACCAGGCUGAGGGUGGCGAGAUGGAGGGCCAAGAGGAAGCUGCAGGACGGUUCCAACCAGGAUCAUGCUCUAGGUGGCGCUGCAGGUCUUUCUCAAUCCGGCUUUCCCAUCAGCAGCCAGCAGCAGCAGCAGCAGCAGCAGCAGCUCAGAGUGACCUGUGCCUCCAGCAGCCAGCAGAGACACAGCUCAGCGCCGCCGCCCAACAGCUUCCUCAGCAACCAAUCAGCAGCCUCGCCCUUCAUCCCCUCCUCCUCCUCUCUGCUUAUGAGAAGCCACAACAUGGCGCCGCAUCAGCACACUGUGACAUCCUCCUCCUCCUCCUCCUCUUCCUCCUCCUUCGUGCAGGUCAGCCUGCUGCAGCAGAGCGUCUCUCUGACAGACGGCGAUAACUUGCAGUGAGACAUUUUUAAUAAUGUGACGUUUCAUUCGUAACGUUGACAAUCAAAUCCUAAAUCAAUAUUUGGAUGCUGUGCAUCUUUUUCUUUUCCGCAUGUCUUAGUUCUAUUUAUCUCGGCUAUUUCCUUCAGUUGCUAAUAAAAAUUACACUGCACUAUUAAUAUUAUUAUACUAUUUUGGACAUUUUGGAAAUUUGAUUAACUUCAAUUGAAUAAUUUAUUCAAGUAUUUUUUUAUUUUUGUGGUGGUGAUGAAGCUUCCAUUGAAGCUUCAAAUGUGUAAAAUGAUCAAAGUUUACCUCCUUACUGGUUUGAUCCCAGCACAGUAACAGAACCUGCAUGCUAAAUCUUCACUUC
Molecule: messenger RNA, 2263 nt
Organism: Cyclopterus lumpus (lumpfish)
Lineage: Eukaryota; Metazoa; Chordata; Actinopteri; Perciformes; Cyclopteridae
Exons: 10
Coding region: 310-1911 (533 amino acids)
Source: RefSeq, a predicted model, not a curated record